UUUGCUCCCGGACCUAGCCGGCUUAAACUUCUUUGCACGUCGCAAUUUAACUUUUCGAUUACUUUUGAAUCUGUUACCUAGCAAAACUGAUAAAAAGAUCGAGUAAUUAUACGAAACGGGACGACUCCAAAUAAUAUUUCCCAGUAGAAAACUCAGAAUAGCUCAGAAUCAAACCUGAGCUCAAACAUCACACACUUCAGUGAAUAGUCGUACCAGAUCUAAGAGAUGGGAGGUGAAUUGAAGUACGAGAUUGGACAGAAUGCAUACAUCAAACUUGUUCUUCAUGCAUUGAAACACAAGACAUCAUCUGUUAAUGGUAUUCUCAUUGGUCGUAUCGGUAAAGACGAUGUUAUUGAGAUCUCUGACUCAAUACCUCUUUCUCACUCUCAGAUUGGUCUUUUACCAGCUCUUGAACUUGCUCUAAUUCAGAUAGAAGAGCAUUAUGGAUCCCAAGGUAUGAGUGUCGUUGGUUAUUAUCAUGGAAAUGAGAGGUACGAUGAUGUUGAGCUGGGAAAUGUUGCAAAGAGAAUUGGGGAUCAAAUUCAUAAAUACUUUCCUCAAGCUGUUGUGAUUUUGUUGGAUAAUAAGAAGCUGGAAGCUCUUCCAAAAGGGAAAGGCUUGAGCCCAGUUGUCAAGUUCUACACAAAGGAUGCAUCUAAAACUUGGAGGCAAGGUGGUGGAUCUGAUGGAGGUGGUCGAUUGACCAUCAGGGAGCCGUCAUCAAACAUAGUCUUGCUAGACUGUAUUUCAUCUGAGAAAUGGCAGGAAGUUGUUGAUUUUGAUGAUCACCUUGAUGACAUAAGCAAGGACUGGUUGAAUCCUGGUCUGUUCAAGUAAUUUGCAGUUGGUACUUAAGCAGUAGUCAUUGCGUAUUUUCUAGUUGAUCUAUACAACUUUGUUUUCUAUCUUUGUUCUGAUUGCAUUUAGAACUUAGAAUAGCUCAACUAGGCUACUUCCAAUUUUAUAUACCAUGUCUUGUUGUUUCUUAUUGUGAAGUAAGAAACUCCCUUUAGGAAACUCCUUUAUAUGUUUCCAGAUGAUCUUGAAAGCUUCAGGAGUGGUUUGCAAUUUUAUUGAUUUUAAUUUAUGGUCUGUUUUCUAUAUUUGAGAUAGUGAUUACCCCCUGAGCUUGAAUUGGAAGUUUUCAAUUUAAUGCC
Papaver somniferum (opium poppy) is the source of this 1157-nucleotide messenger RNA. RefSeq names its product ER membrane protein complex subunit 8/9 homolog. The coding region runs from base 226 to 837 and encodes 203 amino acids. The transcript is spliced from 6 exons. The record is from RefSeq and is a predicted model, not a curated record. Gene Ontology annotation, cellular component: EMC complex. Lineage: Eukaryota; Viridiplantae; Streptophyta; Magnoliopsida; Ranunculales; Papaveraceae.